CAGAUGGCGAACCAUGUCCGUCUAGUGUCGCCAGCACGCCGUGUCGCAAUAUCCGGAGCGCGAGGGAAAGAAGAGGAAAGCAGAAGGGCUCUGAGUAGUUGCAAGAGCGACGCGCGGCUGCAAGGGUUGAGGUUUGUGCAGAAGAAUAUAAUCUACCUCUGCACUCAGGAAACUCCGAGAGGUCGUCCGCUGUAUCGUGCUUCGCAUUGCUCCUGUAAAAUUUGUCGGGAAACUACACUAAAGACCGAGUAGUGCUAUGCCUAGUGAGGAGACGGCGACGGUGCGCGUGACGGAGGGGCUGCUGCGGGGGCGGCGCGUGGAGUCCCGCGCCGGAGGAGCCUUCUGGAGCUUCCAGGGAGUGCCCUACGCCCGCCCUCCUGUGGGGCCAUUGCGCUUCAAGGAUGCGCAACCACCCGAAGCGUGGCAAGGAGUGCGUGACGCCUUGAAGGACGGAAACAUCUGCACCCAGCCCAGCGAAACCCCUUCGCAGGAGAUCAUCGGGAGCGAGGACUGCCUCUACCUCAACGUGUACUCUCCGCGCUUGCCGCCUCUCAAAACAGACGCGUUGCCCGUCGUCGUGUCGCUGCACGGAGGGGCGUUCAAGUACGGUGAUGCAGGAGUGAACCGCUACGGCCCUGACUACUUGGUGGCGGAGGACGUCGUCCUAGUGACACUCAACUACAGGUUGGGGCCCCUGGGCUUCCUGUUCAUGGAAGACGCAUGCCCUGGCAAUGCAGGACUGAAAGAUCAGGUUGCAGCCCUGCGUUGGGUGAAAGAGAACAUUAAGGCCUUUGGCGGAAACGCUGAAAAUGUCACCUUAAUCGGAAUGAGCGCUGGCGGCGCCUCCGUGCACUUCCAAAUGCUUUCACCCAUGACGAAGGGCCUCUUCCACCGCGCCAUCGCCAUGAGCGGCUCGGCCCUGAGCCCGUGGGCGCAGCAGACGGAGCCGGCAGACACCACCCGCCGCCUGGCGCGCGCCCUCGGCUGCGCCAGCGACGACCCGCACGCCAUCGUCGACUUCCUCAAGGGCGUCGACGACAAGAAACUGCUACGCGUUGCCUACACCACAGACGCGAAAGGAAACUCGCUGAAAUUUGUGCCAUCGGCGGAGGUGGUGGUGAAAGGAGUAGAGACCUUUUUACCUGCCCCUGCAUACGAGUUGAUCAGCGCUGGGCGCCAUCACGAUAUUCCAUUUAUGAUGGGAUUUACUGGAAAAGAAGGUCUUCUUCAGCUCAUAUUUACUGAUGUUCGCAAGCCAGACAUUGCCCAGGAGGUGGAUCGAAAUUUGGAGGAUUUGCUUUUACCUGAAUUGCCUCGCCUCCCCAAGGGUUUUAACAAAGCGGCCGCAAUUAAAGCUUUGCGAGAUUUCUAUCUGAAAGGAAAACCCAUCUCCAGAGACACCCUGCAGGCAUUCGUUGAUAUGAUGUCUGACAUUAAUUUCUGUGAAGGGAUUACAUAUUCUUUGAACUGUAUGGCAAAACAUCACACCGCACCUCUCUAUCACUACGUCUUCACUGUUGAUGAUGUUUUGAAUUAUAUGAAAUUCCUAACCCAUCUGAACGAGAAAGGAGCUUGCCAUGGCGAUGAUUUAGCAUAUGUGUUCGACACAGCUGCCUUCCCAGCAAAGUUACCGCCUGAUUCCUCCGCUCUAGUAGCUCGUAAACGCAUGGUUCGCCUUCUGAGUAAUUUUGCAAAGACUGGUGUUCCAUCAUCCAAACAGGACACACAUCUAGGCGUGGAAUGGAAAUCAUAUAAAACUGAUGAAAAGAACUAUCUGGAAAUAGGUUCGUCAUUGAAAAGCGGCACCAACCUCCACGCCGAGCGUGUAGCGUUUUGGGAAAAAUUUUACAAACCUCAUUAGUUAUUCUCACUUCAAAAUCUUUUUUACACUAAUUUCUGUUUGGACAAGCGUAAAAAUUUUCUGUGAACAUCAUUGAAGAGAUUGAUAUCAAUUAUUUUCAAAUUGAGCAGUUAAUACGUAAUUGUGCAUAAUAGAAAUUACUAGACAAUUACAGAAGAUAGGCUCAUAAUUAAUUUAAUAAUAUGUAGACCUCUAUUUUAUAAACUAUGAAAUGAUUUUGGUAAAAGAUAAUUACUCAUAAAAUUUUUAAAACGCAGUUUGUUUGCAGUACCAAAUAGUCCAAAGACUGGAAUAUUAUUGUAACAAAAGGACUUCACUACUAUAGUUUCCUGAUGUUUGUUUUAAUAUCUGUAAAUAUUUAUAUUACGAGUAGAAUAAUACUUUUAAAUAAUACAAUUACAAAAAGAAACACAGUGCUUUGUUCAAAGGGGCAUUUUCUAACAUGUUCAUAUUAAACCUAUUUUGUAUUUUUAAAAUAUUAAUUUUUUUAAAAUUCUCUUUGUUAUAAACGAAAAAGAAUUUGAGUACGACUCAGUAAGUUGUUCUUAUGACUAACAACUUUUUGUAAAUUAACAUGCCCCAGUAUUUUAAUGAAAUGAAUUGCGGCAAAACCUAAAAACUCUGAAACAAAACUAGUUUGUAAAAAGAAAUAUUGUAUUAAAAUAUACACGUAAUGCAAAUUGCCAAUAAACUAUUUUUGGGGAUUCUGUUCCCUUAAAUAUUAAGACUUAUAGGACAAUGAUUCUUAAGUUGAUAGGAUACAAAAUUUAAUAAUUUUGGAUAAACUUUUGUAACUGAUGAAACACACGAAAAUGUUAAAGAAAGAAUUUGCAUGUUGACAACAAGGCACGUCGCUAAGAGCGCUCUUGUGCCGAUUCACCUAAGAUAUAGUGUUAACCUACGACGCGCGUUAAGUGACACAUCGAUGAGCCUUAAUGAAGCUGACGUCAUCAGCGUUAGGUGACGCGCGUCAACACAACGUUCGUGUGAGUGAGGUCAGAGAUAUUUCAAAGAACUAAAAAUAUAUAAAAGUCCGAUGCAUAUUAUGAAGAGAUGUUAACCCUUAAUAAUCCUCCAAGGCAUAAAUUGUAUUAUAUACUAGUUAAAUUAUAAAAAAAGUGAUAUACAGAGACAUAAUGUUGUUUUCAAAAAACAUGUUUUAUAUAUAUUUAUCAACUUUACCGUUUUAAACAAAAAAUUACCUGCGG
Molecule: messenger RNA, 3069 nt
Organism: Gryllus bimaculatus (two-spotted cricket)
Lineage: Eukaryota; Metazoa; Arthropoda; Insecta; Orthoptera; Gryllidae
Source: the annotation of a GenBank genome assembly